Messenger RNA from Prorocentrum cordatum, 1720 nucleotides. NCBI's taxonomy places the organism in Eukaryota, Dinophyceae, Prorocentrales, Prorocentraceae. The record is from the annotation of a GenBank genome assembly.
CAAAGAAUAGCGUGCCGCAGAGGCCGCCGCCGCGACUCGCUGGGCAAGAGCUCCUGGCCGCGGGUGGCAGUCCAAGCGGCCAGGGCGCCAAGCUGCUGCGAAUGCCGCAGCAAUUUCGGCCCAGGCACGCCUCGGGCACGAGCGGACACUCCGCCGCGUACCUCACAUACGGCCGUCCGCCGCCCUUUUCGUCAACGCGCCCCCGGACGUGCAGGCAGCCGGUUUCAGUCGGCCGCGAUGGCGUGUGCAGCGCUGAUCCGCGCGGCCUCGGCCCUGUGCCUGCUCGAGAGGGCGGGCGGCAUCUCCAUCUCCAACGACCACGUCCACAGGCACGAGACUAGCAGGGACCGCCAGGGGCGGACGCGCGUGCUCCGGCUCCAGAAGGAGGCCCUCCGGACCGGCAGCGAUCGCACCGGGUCCUACAUCGCAGAGGACCUCAACCGCUCCGCACGGAUGGAGAUGAAGAGCGUCUUGCCGACCAUUUCUCACUUCGUUCCUGGUCGCAGCGGGGGGGCGACUCGUCGCAACGCCGCGCUCCACGAGACGCUGACGGCCAUGCACGAGUGGCCUAGGGUCGACCUGACCGUGUACGUGCUGACCAAUAAGAUCGUACCAGAGGUUAAGCACAUGGUGAAACGUCAGGUCCUGAUAUCCUCGGACGAGCCGGUCUGCAGCGAGUCGUGGAAGCACAGGUUCUGUGUGCCUUGGGAGGCCAUCCGUGUUUUGCGCAGCGCCAGCACAGGAGGCGCCCCAACCACGAAGCUGGGCUACGAGCUGUUGGCAGAGCCCGUCUAUGACGCCUACGUUUACACCGAGUCAGACAUCAUCAUUCCAGAGACGGCAUUCCAUUUCUGGCGCUACCACGUGGACACCCUGUACAAAAGGGGAUACUUGUUGCUUCCCAUGCGCGCAGAGGACAAAAUCCUCACGCCAGAUGUCAUCGCCGUCGACUGCUUCACCGAGGACUGUGUGAACAAGACCGAAGUGCUGGAAGACAAGGAUGAGAAAAACUUGGCGCUUUACAAAACCAGCAGGGACCGCCACUAUCUUCGGCCAUUCAACCCGUACUCAGGCUGCUUCAUGAUGAGCAAGCUCCAGUUCAUGGACUACCUGGAGAUCGCCCCAUGUGGGACUACCAUAAGGUCUGGCAGCACAAGUACAGCCCCUGGGGGGUCCGCGAGACCGCCGCCAGCGGGCUGCUGUGGGCGCCCGGCUACGGCAAGGAGAGACGGGCCUGACGCACCUGAAGAUGCGGGUGUGGCACCAGAUCCCGAUGAACGGCGUCGGCAAGGGGGACCCCAAGGCCAGAAUUGACCCCUCGCGCUUCCACAGGGUGGACGAGUACCACGACAAGGUCUCUGAGUGCCUGAAUGGCACCACGAAGUGUGGCGAACUGACCCCGCUCAGGCGCGUGUAGGGAGUGCAUCCCCGCUGGAAUUGCCAGCGCUGUCCAACGCCCGCAGCCACAGGUUUCACGGUAUCUUGCGUGACCUCCGGACGCGGGCGAGGCAGAAAAAAGAUGAGACACUUGACGGCGUUUCCGUUGGAUCGCCGUGCGCAUGCUUCGCUAUUGCCGGGCCGUCGGAGGCGGAAGCGUGGCCUUAGCGCAGACUUUCGCCUGGCGCGCCGGAUGUUGUCAUCGCCCUUCCAGUCGGAAAUUUGGCCGCGCGCGGAAUGACUGAACCCUCCUCCCUCCUCCCUCCUCCCUCCUCCCUCCUCC